GGGUCAACCGGUCACGCUUAGCCACCACCGGCCAAAACACCAAUACCAAUUCUCCCGUUCCAUUCUCACUUCGACGGCUUCGAUUCAUUCGAUUUCUUGCAUUGUCAUGGACGCCCCUUUUCGAUGAAGAACAAACUCCAUCAUAAAUUCGAUCGAUUUGGAUGCCCCUUUUCGACCAGUGGUCGAAUUCGCAUCGUCGUGGGAGGGUCGUAGGUAAAAAAAAAAAACCCUACUUUUAUUGGUUCCAAAAACCCUAGAUUUUGCUCUGUUGUUGAAAUCUCUGCGUGGAGACUCUCCAUCGGAGCGCACGAAACCCUAGGUUUCCUGGCCACCGGGUUUUGCGGUCAAGAAGCUAGAGGCGGAGAUGAUUUUCCUACUUCAAGCCCCUGCCAGGAGCGGGCGACUGACUUCAUCUUCAUGAAGUUGGACGAGCACGAGAACAAGGAGCUUAUCAAGUAUGGGUUCCCCGAAGAUAGAACAGUCUGCAGCAGAUAUCAGGAAUCCUGAAUGGACAAAGGUUUCUCUCGAGGGUGUCAGAUCAUUAUAAAAAUAGGUUUGUUUGUCUGUUUACUAGAUAAUUUGAAGAAGUGACAAGUGAGCACUUUCACAUAAUUAUUUUGUUGUCUAGAAUGAGUUGAAUCUGCCAUUGUCAAUGUUUUUCAUCUAAAAUGUGGUCUGGUCAAAUAUUUUUGCAUGCUUUUAACAAUUUUUUUGGGCAAUGAGGCUUGUUCCACUGUUAUUAAAUGAAAGCAUCAUAAAUUUUUAAUUUUCUUUGUUGCACUUGUGAGAGAAGCUGUCGAUGCAGCAGAAAGAGCAGAGAGGAAGGCCCAGUUAAGAAAUGAAGUCCCUUAUUUGCCUACCGAAAACAUGAGGUUAUGAAGCAGAUGGAUGUGCAAAGUUCAGAAAUGAUAAAGAUAUUCAAGACAUGUAGUCUCCUUAUGAGAAAGAAUAGCAGGAACAAGUUUGAAGUAAUUCAUGUCCAGUUUUCAGUCACCAACUAUGCUUAUAGUUUCAUGACAAGGUUCAUUUACAUCAGUAGGUUGUCUUAUCUGAUCUUCUAACAUUAGUCAAGUAUCAUAAGAAGGUUGUGAAUCCAUCGGAAUCUUUGUCGAUUGUUUUGAACAGCCUUCUUCCGCUAAGUUUGUUCCCCAUCAGUCCCUGCUUUUAUUAAGGAAAAGCUUGCUAUAAACUUGAGUUUCAAGGUGGGCGAACUUUUGUCUCUGAAAGCCUUGGUUUAGAUGGUCUUGCAGAAAAAUAGGAAAGAAACGUAGAGGCUCAAAAGGAAAAACAGGCAGGGAUGAGGAGCUACAAGAGUUUGAUGUUCCAGAGAAGAUGACGACAUCUAAUGAACAACUUGCUUCCACUAGUAAAUCCCUGCAAGAACUUGAAGAUGACACAACUUCAUGUGAGCAUCAUACAAGUUAUCUGAUGGUUGGUAAAGAUGGUCAAGCUUUCAAGAAUCUGCUUGAUGACAAUGCCUCGUAUCCAGAAGUCAAUCUGAGCCUGCAUGUUGCUUGGGUUUGGGAAAAAAAAAUUCUAUAUGCUGACUGCAGAGAACAUACUGUGGCAAGACUUGGCUUCAUAUUGGCAUGCAGCAUUGUUAAUGUUCACAGGCAAGAAAAAAUUUAAUUGAAAUAGCAUGAGAACAGAGAUUUUUCGGAACAGUGGAAUGGGAGAUUGGAAGUCAGAUUCUUAGCUAACUCCAUCAUUUGAGUACUGCAACUUAAACAUUGUUGCAUUUUAGUUAGGAUUGAAUUUUACUUGGUGAUAUUUGGAGAUUACAAAUGUAAACUGCCAACCAGUCAGAUUAGAAGUGUGAAGAAAACCUAGUUGUGCUUUCCUUUCUAACCUGUAUGAUAGAGAUGAAGUUUUGGAUUGGUUCCUUGUUUAGAAGAUAUCAUUCAUCGUGGAAAUAGCAGCUUCAACCUUGAUUUGUGUAGGGGGGAGUCCUCUGUCUUCAUUAAGGAUGCAGCAUCACUUGAGGCAUCGGCUUUAUCAUCUGGCAUAAAUACCACCUCUUUUGCCAUCACAAUCUUCUCAUGCAUACAAAUGGUGAAAGAGACCCGCCGUCGUGAUACCCAGAUCGAGCUGGCACGCGGUCUGCACCGGCCUGAUUCGCCACCGCUAGAGACCAAAAGCCACGUCUUUGCUUGAAUUAGAGAUAAUAGCAGUGACAACGCCAUGACUCAGCGGUCUUACCAGAGGAGAGACAGAGAAGAAGCCAGACUGGUUCUCCCCUCAUCGUGUCAGCAUACAUUAAAUAGCAGAAAUGAGAGAGAGAGAGAGAGAGCUCACAUCCAAAGCAUCCUUCUAUUUGGAUUAAUUCCGAAGCGAUAGAGAAGUAGAACGUAGAGACGACAAGGAUAAGAGCAGAAUGUUGGAAGGAAGGGCAAUAAUCCAGGACACAGACAUGCCUGUGAAGAUGCAGCUGCAAGCCAUGUCCUGUGCCUACGAAGCUCUUGACCUCUUUGAUGUCCUUGACUGCACCGGAAUAGCUGCUCACAUCAAAAAGGAAUUUGAUGUGAGGUAUGGCCCUGGAUGGCAAUGCGUGGUGGGAUCCAAGUUUGGGUGCUUCUUCACCCACAGAAAGGGCACCUUCGUCUACUUCUGCCUGGAGAGACUCAACUUCCUCAUCUUCAAAGGACCUUCUGCUAUGUCAACUCCAACCACAAACGCAAAAUAGCUCCCAACUAUGACCUCCAGAUACAUUCUUCGGUUGUUCUUUGCUCUUUCUGACUCCUCGUACUUCGUCUAACGAAAUAUGGAACAUCUCCAUACUGAUCAACUCCAUGCUUGGCUUUCUGAUCCAAA
This is a messenger RNA of Musa acuminata AAA Group (dessert banana), 2811 nucleotides long. RefSeq lists its product as uncharacterized. Bases 2375 to 2683 code for a protein of 102 amino acids. Gene Ontology annotation, cellular component: cytoplasmic dynein complex. Gene Ontology annotation, biological process: microtubule-based process. The record is from RefSeq and is a predicted model, not a curated record. NCBI's taxonomy places the organism in Eukaryota, Viridiplantae, Streptophyta, Magnoliopsida, Zingiberales, Musaceae. The transcript has 4 exons. Gene Ontology annotation, molecular function: dynein intermediate chain binding.